Molecule: messenger RNA, 1068 nt
Organism: Etheostoma spectabile (orangethroat darter)
Lineage: Eukaryota; Metazoa; Chordata; Actinopteri; Perciformes; Percidae
Gene: c11h3orf38
Product: chromosome 11 C3orf38 homolog
Exons: 4
Coding region: 90-959 (289 amino acids)
Source: RefSeq, a predicted model, not a curated record
ACUAAUACAUGUUCCUGUACGGACACAUUUAUAGUAGGACAUGACUGGACGAGGAGAAGAUAAACAGAAAAAUUAAGGAGAACAGAAAGAUGUCGAAUAUGUCAACACUGUCAGAAACAGAGCGCGCAGGAUUUACAAAGAUACUAAAGUCUAUGUCAAAAGGCGACUUACUGGCACUUUGUGACACAGUCACGAAUAAGUUGAUAGUUGUGGAAAACGUUACAGAGGCUAUUGAAACAAUUCUCUUAUACACUCAAAAUGCUGAGGAGCUCCUGAAGAGGAAGAAGGUUUAUCGCGAACUCAUAUUUAAGUACCUGGCCCAAGAAGGUGUGGCGAUGCCCCCAAACAGUGAGAAACACCAGCUUGUGAAAAGGACACUGGAGCUUUGGUCGUCUGGGAAGACCGUGGUUGACAAAAGCCUUCCAGGAGAGAGACAUAUGGCUGAGGUGGGCUUUGACCCUGUGGUCCUCGGCCAGCAGUUCUGCCAGUGGUUUUUCCAACUCUUAAACAGUCACAACCCCUUGCUGGGCCAGCCCCCUCAGGACUGGGGACCACAACACUUCUGGCCAGAUGUGAAACUACGCCUCUUCUCUGUAGCCGGCCACGAACAGAUGGAUGAGUUCCUGGGUGCUGAACUGGUUAGCAGUCGUCUCCUGGCCUUGACUGGGGAUGAGCACCUCCUCCUCAGUCCCAACAUGCAGCCUAAUGGCCUCAGGACACUGACCUCCCCCCAUGGCCUGGUACUAGUGGCUGUAGCUGGGACAAUCCACAGGGGCGAAACCUGUCUGGGCAUCUUUGAGCAAAUAUUUGGCCUCAUCCGCUCUCCGCUGGAGAAAAAUAGCUGGAAGAUCAAGUUUGUCAACCUGAAGAUCAAAGCGCAGGAUGCUCUGGGUGGGACAGACAUGGUAGCGCCUGCCUUGAGUUACAACUCCACCGAAUUGCAGCUUCUCUGCAGUUGAUGACUCCUCAAACUUGCCCAAAUGUGUUUAGAACAUGGCAUGUGUACUGGCAGAAACCACUUUCCUAAAUUAUGUUUAGCAUGUCAGGAUGUAGAGGUAGGUGGACAUU